Molecule: messenger RNA, 1023 nt
Organism: Rhododendron vialii
Lineage: Eukaryota; Viridiplantae; Streptophyta; Magnoliopsida; Ericales; Ericaceae
Product: DNA polymerase II subunit B3-1
Exons: 4
Coding region: 64-741 (225 amino acids)
Biological process (GO): regulation of DNA-templated transcription
Cellular component (GO): nucleus
Molecular function (GO): protein heterodimerization activity
Source: RefSeq, a predicted model, not a curated record
CAAGUCAAACAACUGAAACGUGUUAAAAAAACCGGAGAGAGAGAGAGAGAGAGAGAGAGAGAGAUGGCGAAGGGCAAUGAAGUAGAAAACGGAAAGAGAAGAAGAGCAAAGGGAUCGAAAAUCGAAGGUAAGGGCCGGAGUCAGAGUAAAAAUGGUAGUAAUAACAAGAAGAAAAACAGCAAGAGUAGUAAAUCGAAAACGGAAGGCAAUGGCAACUACGUUGAAGAAGAACCAGAAGUUCUCGUAGCGCCGGAUUCGGAAGACGACGACGGAGACGAAGAAGAAGACGUCGUUCGCGACGGCGACGAAGAAAAAGAGGAGGAGGAAGAAACGAAAAGAGCCGAAAAUGGCGGUGGAAAAGAGAAAGAGGAAGCGACGAAGAAGAUUAAGAAAAGGAAGGAGAAUGGAAAGAGAAAGAAGAGCGAGGGCGAUGAUGAUGAUUCUUCUUCUACUUGCUUUCCGAUGAAUCGUAUCAGUCGGAUCAUAAAGAGCGAGGACGCCGACAUUCGUAUCACUCAGGAGUCCGUCUUCCUCGUCAACAAAGCAACGGAGAAGUUUCUUGAACUUUUCUGUAAGGAGGCACAUGCCUGUGCUCUUCUGGAUUCUAAGCAUCAGGUUUGGUACAAGCACCUAUCCUCAGUUGUUAGUAAGCGAAAGAGAUUCGAUUUUCUAUUAGAUAUUGUCCCUGAGAAAGUGAAAGCUGAGGAUGCCCUGGCGGAGAUGUCAGUAGCAGAGACAUGACAAAGCCAGAGUGGAUACUCUGCCAGUUCCUCACCUGAGCUAACAUGGGGUUCACCAUUCAUCUGUAGGUUAGUUUUAGAUUUUGCCAGCUCGAGGGAGUAUCUUGGAACUCUUAUGGGUUACGAAGGGCAUUCGUUUUGAUAGAGGAGCCUUAUAUCAGUAUAUAGUCCUCUUGAAUGCUUGUUCUGCAUAAGUUUGUGCUGUGUAUCAUUGAAGGGAUGUUCUAACAGAAGUUUAUACUAGGAAUCAGAAUUUUAUACUAUGAGUCAGAAUUUCUGGGAA